Scatophagus argus is the source of this 4740-nucleotide messenger RNA. RefSeq names its product P2R1A-PPP2R2A-interacting phosphatase regulator 1. Bases 699 to 1475 code for a protein of 258 amino acids. The transcript has 9 exons. Lineage: Eukaryota; Metazoa; Chordata; Actinopteri; Scatophagidae. The record is from RefSeq and is a predicted model, not a curated record. Gene Ontology annotation, molecular function: protein serine/threonine phosphatase inhibitor activity.
UGGCGCUGUUUUCACAGGUGGUGAACUACCUCUAUUUGCUCAAGGACUAUGUUGUAAAAAAAAAAAAUCUUUCAAACUGUUAAUUUUCUGAGACUCAUUGACUUCUCUGGAGAUCUGUUCGGUGUUUGGGGGACCUGCAGGACCGACUCUCCCUGAGGACUGUGUGACCUGCUCGGGUUCGACUGUUUCGGCCAGCUGCUUAGCGGUUUUCUCAUCUCUUGACUGGAGGUUUUACAGCAAACCAAGUUAGCUCAACAGCUAAUCCUAAAAGUCACUUCACCUGUGCGGACUCGAAUUAAAAGUUCCGCCGUAGAGCCGGGAUAGCCGGCUAAAAUUGAACUAUAUGACCGUACAAAACUUUGUCUCGAGUGUUUCUGCGCGGGUUUCGUAUUUUAUCUCGCUUUCACGCAGCCAUUAAAUUUGCGCUGGAGACAGCAGUAAGUGAAACGUAGGUUAGCAGCUUGUUAUCAAUGAUGGUCCAAACCACAGUCGGACACUGGUACGAUGUUUUUCUGAGGGAAAUGCGGUAGAAAGACAACAGCUUAGGUGUUCAGCCCUCUGACUUGGCUGCUCCGUGUUGGCUGCUCGUGAGGCCUGCGGGUCAGGCUUCCACCGGGCUUGAGUAGGAACCGACGCCGCCGUCGGAAGGUCGGAGGCCGGCAGCUGGUGCUGCCAGUGCCGGGCCUGCGGACCAAGCUAUGGAACGAAUGGAAGUGGACCAGUGCGCAGGCGCAGCUGGCGGAGCAGGGGGCGGGGCACUGCGUAGAUCGAACAGCGCCCCCAUGAUCACCAGCGUCAGUGAUGGGAUGACGGUCUUCAGUCCCAUGUGCUCGGCUCGAUACAGACGCAGCAGCGUGUCCAUCAACCCCAGCUGUCCUUCGCAGCUGGUCCCCCUUUCUCCAUUCUCCCUGACCCCAGACAGACUCGACCAGAAGAGACAGUGUUCAAACAGUUCAGACCGACUGCAGAUCAGAGGGUUCAGACUGGGCAGACCUCAGGUCAUCAUGGAGGUUAAUAUCAGUUGUCUGUGUUCACGACAGGAGGAGAAUAUGGAGAUGAUGCUCAGAGGGAGUCUGCAGAAACUAAGUGCUUCCAGUCUGAUCCCAGUUCCCCCAGUCAGCCAGUGGCACGACCACACGUCAGUGUGGUUCCAGUCGCAGGACAGCGGAGUCACACCCAACUCCUCCCCGAGUCCCACCAGGAGGUUCAGGCCAGCAGUCAGUGCCGCUGUGAGAUGGCCUGCAUUAACUCCACUCAAGAGGAAAGGAGGGAUGGAGUCUGACGGACCGCCUAAGAAGCUUUUUGUUGCCGGGGUAACCGAUCCAUCCAACCGCAGCAGCUACACAGUCAGUGUCUCUCAGGCUGCGACAGACUCACCCCCCACAGGAGACGUCGUUCCUCAGUCCAGCCCGCUGUCUCUCUCUCCACCCCCCUCCUUCACUCCCUUCACCUCCCACCAGCACCCUGGACACUAAGACCCGCCUCCUCAUCUGUCACUGUGGGUACAGAGCAACCAGCAGCAGCUACACCUGGACGAACAUCCACCACCAUCACAUAUUAUUUCUGUUGCAAGUCCCACCUCCUCGGACAGAAGAAUCACAAAGACGUCCUGAGAUGUUCUGCUCUCUCAGUGAAGACGGAAGGAGUCGGGGCCUGAAAUGGAACACGGCUCAUUUUUCUGCUUCUUGGAUGGAUGGACUCCAGCUCCAGUCCAGUCUGACCAGUCAGGUGUUGUGGAUCUUCUCUGAUCAGUUCUGCUAAAGAAGUUCUUGAGUUGUCAUCAAGACAAAGUGGCAGGAGACAACAGAAUGUUUCGCUGAUUCCAAUCGUGCCUGACAGAACGUUUGGUUCCACCUUCAGUGAUCCAGCCAACAUCAAGUCUGUGCCAGAAGGUGUAGUUUUUGGCUGAUGGAUCUGUCAUAAUCAACACAGCAAACCCGGGUUACGCACUUCCUGCUCAUCCUGUCAUUUCCAGCAAUUUUUAUUCAUAACGUUGGCUGAAGAUGAUCAGUUGUUAAAUAAAGACAAUCCUGAAUGUCCAGAAAGAACUAAAACACAUGAAGGGACAAACCUUUCACCUCAACUGAACCGAACUGUCGUCGUUGAGCCCAAACCAGAUAAACGCAACUAAUUCAGCCGCUGAACAAAGUUUCAGUCCCUGAAGCCAAAGAUUUUUGUGUUUUAAAGAAAAGGUGGCCUGACUGGAGAGAUUCGACAGACGUCAGUCAGACUUUGGCCACUGGUUUCACUGGUGGAGGCCAGGAUGGGGAACUGGUUCUACAAACUGUUUUAUGGCAGCAGCCGAUUGGUGCUGCAGCAUUUGAUUGUACAGAUCCGGUCUCUUUUAUUUCUCCGUGUUCCACUUGUUUUUCUCUCUGACCCACCUCAUCUUUUCUACUUGACUCGUGCUGUUGUGGUCACCAAUGACCUUCCUUCAAAAAUGUUAUUGCUUCACAGAGCCAGUCGAUCUUAAUGCUCUGACAUUUCUGUCUGACUCGCCUAUAGAUGAGGACCAGCUGACCUGAAACUGGCUUUGAAAUGAUCACAUCAGAAACGCUCUGGUGUGAAGUAAAUCAUGUUGCUGUAAAUCAAAGUCGUCUCCACAUUUGUUGGCUCAGACGUCGUUCAUCCUUCAGAAAUGAGUUUUUAUUUCUGUCUGAAAUGACUGGAAAGGUUCGAAACGAGUGAACAGAACUGACUCAUCCAUGGAAGCGGCUGCUCUUGCAGCGUUGUACAGUUUUGCGUUUUGCCUGAGCGUGUGGUCGUGUCUUGACGGCCGAUUGAAACGGCGGCUGCUCUCCGAUCAGCUGAGCUGUUGCUUCUCUGAAGUUUUCUGUGAACGCGUUCAGAGAAAAACUGUUCCCAGUUUUGCCCGACAGAUGUUCUGUUGUUGUGGCUUUGCACAGUUGAAGUUUGGUCGAACUCGUCAGCAGCUGCAACGUGUUUGAGUUCAUAAUGACAUGCAGUUUGAGGAGGAUUUGAUUGGCUGCAGACACAAAGAGCCACUUUAAGACUUCCUGUUUGUUGCAGCUGCUCAGGAUGAAGACUCAAACCAGCUGCCCAACUUCACAACGUUUUCAGCCAAAAAGAUCUUCAUCCAAACCUUACAGCAGCUGAGACACAAGACAAAGCGUUCUUCGUUAGUGUGCUGUCCUCCUUGUCCUCCUUCGGUCUCUGGGUGCAUUUAGGUGUCCCGUCGUGUCCCAGGUGUGCGUCUCACUACACGAUUCUUCUAUUUAAAUCUGCUUCCAGAGUGAAUGGAGAUUUUCUUCAUCUCGUGUUUGGGUUGUUUUUUGAACCAAUACUCAUGCUGAUGUAGUCACGUGGCCCAGUGUAGCAUGAUGCUAAAUGCUAACAGUUAGCACAUAAUGUUGUUCCAGUGUUACUGCAGUCUCAGAUGUGUGCGGGAAGCUUUACAAUUCAAACUGAAAGUCUGGUUUUCUGUCUUGUAAUCUGUAUUACUGUGACGGUCAUUUUAUAGACUAAACAGCUGAAUUAACUCUUUGUUCAGGGUUUAUCUACAUGUCUAAGCAUGGAGCUCUUCAACAAUAACACGAUUUGUCCACGAUGAUGAAAACCUCCUGUCGAACUGCAGUCGCAGUCUUUUCAUUGAUUUUGGUCUUGGUGCCACUUUGUCUCUGCUGCUUUAUUUUUAUCUUCUCGUUUUUCACAACAUGUGGGUUAGGGUUAGACGAGUUAAAGUUUUCUGGUUAAUGAGUCAGUACAGAAGCGAUAUUACACCGUGAUUUCUCAGCACACAGGAACUGACCCUUCCUGUGACCCAUAGUUCCCCUGCAUCACACUGUUAACCAGACUGAACACUUUUAUUUUAAUGGGAGCCCAGAGAGGACAAGAAGAUGUAGACUUUGACCGAACAUAAUCAAGUUCACAUGGCCACAGGUGACAGGUGGUUGUAUGGGAGAAGAGGCUCAUCAGGACCAGGAGAUGUGCUCAGCAAAAAGGACAACAAAUUGGUCCUUGAUUUAAAAAUGUCUCUGCUGAGAAAAAAGUGAGUAUUUAUUUGAUCAAACAAAAACAAGGAGCAGUUGAGAUCAGGUCUCCAUAAACAGCGUUUUUGUCUUUGACUUCCCAAACUGAAAUCCUUUUUAUCAUGACCUCAGAUCACAAACGUCCUCUCUGUCUAGACUCUUAACAUUUAACUUACAGAAGUAAGUAAGCAAAACAAAAUAAAGCUGUUUUCCCAGCUUCCGGACUUUAUGCUAAGCUAAGCUAACCAGCAUCAUAUCUGAUAGAAAUCAUCUUCUGUUUUUAGCUGUUCUGUGUGGGCUUCAGUUUGAAAACUUUAAGCACUUUAAAUUCAUUCGUUUGUGAAGCCAAAAAACAAAAGCAGGUUUUAGUGUGUUUUCCCUGAGGGGCAGAUUUUAAACGACACGGAAGUGCUGAGAAAUGACGCCGAUCUGCUGGGGUUUACUGGAGACGAUAAAAGGGAACUGAAAGCACAUCUACAGAAACACACAAAUAUUUUCAAACUGUAAAUAGUUUUUCUUUCUUGUCUUUUGGACAGAUUCUCUACAUGAGACAAAUGAGAUGAUGUAUUUUUAUGCAACUGUAAAAUAAAAGUUUAUUCAAGUGUUCAUUCCCUCCUGAUCUCACGGCUGUAAAAAAAGAUGCAGAAUGACUAUUCACUUUUUAGUCCAUCCACAAACUAUAAAUAUUAUAUUGUAUAUGAAAACUAUCAAUAAAAAUUCUGUCAUAGCCUCUUCUGACCGGAAAGUGUUA